CCUCUAAACCCAACACUGUCACACCUAAAAGUUCUCUAUUCAAGUCCCCAAAGCCUUCUCCUAGUACAAGUUACAGUAAGGUUGAGAUCUCCCCUGCUCAUUCUGCUGGAGAAGGGACUUCAGCUGCAGAAGGAAAGUUUAGAGGGAGUUUGGGGUAAUAUGUUUGAGGGCAGUGGGAAAGGGAAGGAGAGGAGUGAGAAGAGGAAGUCAGGGAAGGCCAGUACUUGGAAUGGAGUGAAGUCUACAGUGGGGAAAUAAGAGUUAUGUUUUUCAUACUGAGGAGCUUGAAAGCCAUGGUGUUAUUGGGAGGAGGAGAUAUUUUGUUCAGAAUUUACAAAAGUCUUUUGUAAGCAUUUGAAUAGUCGGGUUGAUAAUGGCGUAUUGAAUGUUUACUUUCGUUAUGACUGCUGCUGAUAAAGAUACUGGUAAAACUUCUAUUAUGGUAAUGUAUCACUUCAUAGAGGUAAUAUUUAUUGUCUGCUUUGUGCUAGAACUAUUGGUCAAUAAAUAUGCUUUCAGAGAUCUUUACUUUCAAAAUAAGUUUAAUCUAGUCAAUCUUGUACUAGUAGGAGCCAUUAUAGUAUUCUGGUUAGGAGACAUAUUUAUUGAUGAAUACUCAGUCAGCAUCAUUCUCAGAGUGAGAGGAUGUCUGAGGCUCUUCCAUAUCCCAAUAAUACUGAGCAAUAUUCAGACACGAACAAAUACCAAGGAGGACUUUAGUAUGAUAGAUUUUGAUUUUUCAGAUUCAGAUAAGCCAAAUUCAGAGAAGAUUAUUGACAUUUUGAUGCAAAUAGGUGAUACUUUAGAAGACCCAAAGUCUUAUAAUGAUAUUCAUUACUGCAUCAAACAUAUUGCUAGUGGAACUCUAGAUAAGAUUGGUGUCAAAGAUUCUCAAUCCCAAGAGGUUGGGUCUUUGAGAAAGAGAAGAGGAGCCAUUCUCCAGAUGGAAGAACAGGCUUGGAUUAAAUCAUGUACUAAUUUGGUCAAAAUUAAAAGAGGAUCUGAGAAUGCAGGGGGAAUUGUGCUCAAGACUCUUGAAAAUCAGAAAAGUCUUAAAUCUUGUCUCGAUCUUGACUUCGAUCACAUUAAAUUAAUGGAGGACCUUGAUACCUUUGAGUUUGAUAUUUUUGAUUUUAAAGAGAAAUCGAAAAAUAGAGAGCUUACAACAAUUACUUCUUGUCUACUCCACAAGCAUUCUUUGUAUUCAAGUUUUAAGAUUCAUGUUGAAGAGUACUUUCUUUUCAUGGAUAAGAUCUCAUCUGGGUACAAAGAGGAAGUGAAGUACCAUAAUGCUACACAUGCUGCAGAUCUUUGACAGACUCUUUAUACCUUCAUAAUGAAUGGAGAUUGGAUAUCUAAAGGUGAUCUUGAGAAUAUUGAUUUAUUCUCAAUGAUACUAGGUGCAGCAGUGCAUGAUCAUGAACACCCUGGGUUUAAUAAUCAAUAUUUGAUAAAUACCUCAGAUCCGUUAGCAGUGAGGUAUAAUGAUAUAUCAGUUCUUGAAAAUCAUCACAUUGCUUCUUCACUAGCACUUAUGAACACAGCAAAUUAUGAUAUUCUCAGAAGAUCAGAUAAAGACGAUAGAGUUGAAAUUAAAUAAAAGAAUGAUUCAUAUUGUGCUAUCUACAGACAUGAGCAAACAUUUCUCAGACAUGGGUUUAUUCAAGUCAAAAUGGGCAUCUAACACUCUUGAGCCAGAUGAUAAGGAUAAGUUGCUCUGAAUGGGAAUUGGAUGCCAUCUAGCGGAUAUUAGUAACCCAAGCAAGCCUUGGGAUCUCACUCUGAAAUGGACAGAGCUGCUUUUUGAAGAGUUCUUUCAUCAAGGAGAUAAAGAGAAAGAGCUAGGAAUUCAAGUGAGUGAUCUGAUGGAUAGAUGAUGAGUUAAUAUAGCCAAAGCUCAACUCGGAUUCAUUGAUGUUAUUGUCAAACCCACUUUUGAAGCAUUUUCCAAAUUAUUGAAAUGACUUGAUAAGAACCUUCAAAACAUUGAUAGGAAUAGAGAAAAUUGGAGUCAAAAGGUAGAUGAAUAUCAACAAAGAAUGAUUUCUGAAGCUGAUAAAGCCAGAAGCGAUAUCAGAAUAAUUGAAGAAGCAAAAUCAGAAAGCGAGGAGGAUGAUAGCCAUACUCACAAACUAUCUAAUCUGGAAUCAUCAAUAGAUCCCUCAAGUUUCUCGGACUCACAAUCACACAUUGCUGCAGAAUUGUUUAAAAAGGGGUCUGAAGUGAAAGCUAAAAAUCAUAGGAACAAGAAGAUACCCAGAAAUUCGAAAAAGUCAUUAAGCCUAUCAGACUUUGAGUAAUUCCUCUCAUAAAUAUUAUCUCUCAACAUCUACA
This is a messenger RNA of Moneuplotes crassus, 2334 nucleotides long. The record is from the annotation of a GenBank genome assembly. Lineage: Eukaryota; Ciliophora; Spirotrichea; Euplotida; Euplotidae.